Molecule: messenger RNA, 621 nt
Organism: Cylindrotheca closterium
Lineage: Eukaryota; Bacillariophyta; Bacillariophyceae; Bacillariales; Bacillariaceae
Source: the annotation of a GenBank genome assembly
AUGGGUCCUCCUCUCCCUCCAGAAAGCUGCGGCACGACGCUGACCAAGACUGCCCCCCAAAAAAUUCAAAUUGAAUGCUUUGUGGAUCUGAUUUGUCCAUUCUCUGCAAAAUUGUUCAAUACGCUAUAUGACAAAGUUAUCCCCUCGCUUGAUGAAGAUAUUACAGUUACCAUCCAUCAAGUAGUUCAGCCAUGGCAUCCUCAGGGUACCAUGGUGCACGAGGCGGCGUUUGCCGUACGCGAGGUUUCCCCCGAACACUACGCACCCUAUGUCAGCGCUCUGUAUGCCGCCUACACUGGUGGCAAAUUCAAAGACGACGACGUGUGGAAUAAGACAAGAGCGCAAAUAUAUGAAGAGCUUUUGGAAUUGGUUCCAGAAGGCGUUGAUAAGAGUGCCGUCAAGGCCAAGCUCAUGAUGGCAGAAGGAGGUGGAAAUGCUGGAAAUGAAAUGACCAAACACAUCAAAUUUGCCUGUAAAUUCCAUCGAACUAGAGGUGUCCAUGUAACUCCAACUGUCUUUGUCAAUGGAGUCGAAGCUGGAGUGGUUUCCAGUGGAUGGUCCGAAGAGGAUUGGAAGAAAUUCCUGGCUGCCAAGGGUACUGAUUUCUUUCGAAAUGAGUAA